AUGGUGGACAAGCAGCCUAGCCUUCGCCAGAGGAUCCUUCGCGGACGCCGCACGUCGAGCGACUCAGACUCCGCCUCGGACAGCUCACACUCCAAGAAAGAUCUCGCCAGCAGCGCCAACAGUCUGUCUCCGGCGCAGCCUGUGGCACGCCCUCCUUCUCGCUCUCCAAGCGCCCGUGUGCCCAAGAAGCUGCAAAAGAAGCGUUCGAGUACCGACAGCCUCGCCGCCUCACCCUCGCUUAUGCCGUUCCAAGAGCAGCACGACAAGCCAUCUGGAAGUGAGGCCACCGAGUCAGCUGAUUUGGGCAGAUCUCGCGCCGAUGGCCGUCGCCAAGAGCGCCGCAAGCUGGAAACCAUCGGCCCCAGACUUACUGUCAACACCAGCUCGCUCGCCGAGGACAGCUACGAGGAACACGGCGAUGGCCUUUCUCUGAUGGAAGUGUCACCAUUGUCCAUCAACAAAGAGUCACCCAUGUCCGAACUCAUGGAUGAGGGCAACAGCGAGCCUCGCAAGUCGGGUGGUCUAGCUCUUGACGAGAAGACAGAUUUGCUCAUCUUUGAUCAUUUACCUUCCUUCACCAUCCGUCUGCCAGACUCUACAGUGGAUGUAUCUCUCACGGUGAACUUAGCAAUCAACACGCCCGACUACAACGACCCCAACCCCCGUGUUGGUCGUCUCACUGCCCUUGCCCGUGCCCGCGUCAAGGCGCUUCAAAAGCUCCGCGCACAGUCUCCGGUCUCGCCUCCUCGCGACCGAGAGAAUAAGACUAGGGACAGCCCGGUCUCCCCGCUUGAAGACUCUUCAGACGGCUCUUCCACGGACCAGGACGCUCCUCUUCUCCCCCAUGAGCGCAUGGAAACGCCCAGCAAGACCGGAGAGAGCAGCUCAGCCACCAAGUAUCUCGGCCCUGCUUCUGCCGGCAAGCUCAGGAAGAAGCCCUCGACGAAGAGCAAGAUCCCGACGCUCAAGCUCAACACCAAGACCACGGCCUCCACCGACGCCACCAACGAGCGUGACAACAACGCCGAGCACCAGGACAGCAAAGCCGAAGAAGACGCCGCCAACAUCCGCCACGACGCCAUCGCGGCCGAGAACGCGCUGCUCGAGACGCUGCGCCGCCUCACGUCCCGCAAGCAGCCGACGACCGACACCGAGAUCCGCGCCGCCACCGACGAGGUCCUGCGCACCGCCGCCUCCGUCCUCGACCUGGGCCCGCGCUCGCCCGUGCCGCCGUCGUCGUCUCAACCGCGCUCUCCUUCCUCCUCGACCGCCGGCCAGCUGCUCCCCCCCGCGCCCGAGGUCCCGGACGUGCCCACCGCCAACCCCCCGCACUCCCCGACCUGCGGCUGCGGCGGCACCGGCACCGGCGCCGACACCGGCAGUCGCCGCAGCCUGCUGGAGGACGUCAACGAAGAGGACGACGCUACCGACAAGCAUGUGCAGCAGCAGCAGCAGCACAGGGGCCAUGGGCGUCUGCCCGGCAGGAAGCGGCAGCAGGCGGCCGUGGGCAGCGAGCGCGUCCGGCACCCGGUCAACGUGACGUACGACCGCCCGAUCAUGCUGGCGGCGGGCGUCUCGCAGCGCGGCUUCCGCCGCUGGAAGUGCUGCCGCUGCCACCGCUAUACGCACUACGAGAAUCACGUGUGCAGCAAGCUCGACUGCCUGCACGCGCGCUGCGAGACGCGCUGCGAGACGUUUGAGCCGUGA
Molecule: messenger RNA, 1707 nt
Organism: Diplodia corticola
Lineage: Eukaryota; Fungi; Ascomycota; Dothideomycetes; Botryosphaeriales; Botryosphaeriaceae
Product: mucin 68d
Exons: 2
Coding region: 1-1707 (568 amino acids)
Source: RefSeq, a predicted model, not a curated record